Molecule: messenger RNA, 708 nt
Organism: Penaeus indicus
Lineage: Eukaryota; Metazoa; Arthropoda; Malacostraca; Decapoda; Penaeidae
Product: cuticle protein 18.6-like
Exons: 5
Coding region: 1-708 (235 amino acids)
Cellular component (GO): extracellular matrix
Source: RefSeq, a predicted model, not a curated record
AUGAUGCGAAAGGUAGGCUUGGUGCUGGUGGCAGGCGUGGUCGCCCUCGUUUCAGGCGAUAUCAGUCACCAUGUUAAGAGUUCUCUGCACCACCCACUACAUCACCAUGCUGCUCCAAAACAUCAUGUAGCCCCUGUACACCAUGCUGCCCCAGUGCACCAUGCUACUCCUGUACACCAUGCUGCCCCUGUACAUCAUGCUGCUCCUGUGCAUCACGGAAAGGGAUAUGCUCCUGCUUAUCCUGAUAAGCCUCCACACUACGCCUAUGAGUACGCUGUCAACGACGACUACGCCGGCACUCACUUCGGCCACUCGGAGGCUCGCGAUGGCUACAACACGGAGGGCAAGUACUUCGUGCACCUCCCCGACGGCCGCGUCCAGACCGUCACUUACUACGCCGACGAGACUGGCUACCACCCCACCGUCUCGUACGAAGGAACGGCCCACUACGACGCCCACGCAGCCGUCCCUCACCACGUCCCUGCCAAGGCUUACCAUGCCCCUGAACCACCGAUAAGACUUCUCUUCUCUGAGCUGCACGGUGGAGAUGAUCAUGGAGGAGAGCUGCUUAAGCCCAAAGAGCAUUCUGAGAAGUUUCCUUUAGGCGGACACACAAGUGACCUUCAGCGGUCAACGCAAGCGGCGCGGCUGCUAUAUAAAAAGGGCGGCCCUUCCCAGUCAGUCACAACCUUCUCAACCUCAACAUGA